Messenger RNA from Hyaena hyaena (striped hyena), 2242 nucleotides. It is a transcript of the gene ZBTB17, whose product is annotated as zinc finger and BTB domain containing 17. Gene Ontology annotation, cellular component: nucleus. The coding region runs from base 109 to 2145 and encodes 678 amino acids. NCBI's taxonomy places the organism in Eukaryota, Metazoa, Chordata, Mammalia, Carnivora, Hyaenidae. The record is from RefSeq and is a predicted model, not a curated record. The transcript has 14 exons. Gene Ontology annotation, molecular function: protein binding; DNA-binding transcription factor activity, RNA polymerase II-specific; RNA polymerase II cis-regulatory region sequence-specific DNA binding. Gene Ontology annotation, biological process: regulation of transcription by RNA polymerase II.
UCGGUUCCGCCCGACUCUGACAUGGCGGCGCCCUUUGUCUGCUCUGAAGUGCCGUCCCCGGCCUUCUCGCGGCCGUGAUGCACCUCCCUCUACGGUGGGGUCUGGGACAUGGCAGGUGAUGAGCUGGAGGAGGAGAGCGAAGCUGGAGUUUACGCAAACUGUCGGAAAAGAGUAGCCUGGGCUCCUUGGAAAUCUGAGGCCUCCCCUCGGACGGUGACUCUGGUGGGCACCCCCUCCCCCCACCUCGCACCCGAGGGACCCACGCGUGCAGGUGUGCGGCCUGGGCAGGUGCGGGGUGUCCACGCCCUCACCUCUUCCUGGACCCUCUCAACCUGGCCAGAUCGCGCCAUGGACUUUCCCCAGCACAGCCAGCACGUCCUGGAGCAGCUAAACCAGCAGCGGCAGCUGGGGCUCCUUUGUGACUGCACUUUCGUGGUGGACGGUGUUGACUUCAAGGCCCACAAAGCGGUGCUGGCGGCCUGCAGCGAGUACUUCAAGAUGCUCUUCGUGGACCAGAAGGAUGUGGUGCAGCUGGACAUCAGUAACGCGGCAGGCCUCAGGCAGGUGCUGGAGUUUAUGUACACGGCCAAGCUGAGCCUCAGCUCCGAGAACGUGGAUGAUGUGCUGGCCGUGGCCAGCUUCCUGCAGAUGCAGGACAUCAUCACGGCCUGCCACGCCCUCAAGUCCCUUGCUGAGCCGGCCGCCAGCCCGGGGGAGAAUGCGGUGGCCUCGGCCCCGGAAGCAGGAGACAGGAGAGCCAAAGAGGAGGUGGCGGUGGCUGCCGGGCUGAGGGAGCUGGGCCCCGCCGGCAGCGGUCCAGCCACCGGCCCAGACAGGGAGCCCAAGGAGGAGCGGGGCGGCCAGGCCGAGAGCACGGCCAGCGGUGCCGAGCAGACGGAGAAGGCCGACGCCCCCCGGGAGCCGCCCUCCGUGGAGCCCAAGCCCGACCCCACAAGCAGCAUGGCUGCCGCGGAGGCUGAGGCCGCCUUGUCGGAGAGCUCGGAGCAAGACAUGGAGGUGGAGCCCGCCAGGAAAGGAGAAGAGCGCGAGGAUGAAGGCGCGGUGGCCGCAGAGGUCAAGGAGGAGGGGGCGCCGCUGGAGAAGGGGGAGGCCCCCGAGGAGAGCGAGGAGUCGGCCAGCACGGACUCGGGCCAGGAGCUGGGCGCCGACGCCCGGGGCCCGCGCUCGGGCACCUACGGCGACCGCACCGAGUCCAAGGCCUAUGGCUCGGUCAUCCACAAGUGCGAGGACUGCGGGAAGGAGUUCACGCACACGGGCAACUUCAAGCGGCACAUCCGCAUCCACACGGGCGAGAAGCCCUUCUCGUGCCGGGAGUGCAGCAAGGCCUUCUCGGACCCAGCCGCCUGCAAGGCCCACGAGAAGACGCACAGCCCGCUGAAGCCGUACGGCUGCGAGGAGUGCGGCAAGAGGUUCGUCCAAUCCAGCCAGUUGGCCAAUCACAUCCGCCACCACGACAACAUCCGUCCUCACAAGUGCAGCGUGUGCAGCAAGGCCUUCGUGAACGUGGGGGACCUGUCAAAGCACAUCAUCAUCCACACUGGAGAGAAGCCCUACCUGUGUGACAAGUGUGGCCGUGGCUUUAACCGCGUGGACAAUCUGCGCUCCCACGUGAAGACUGUGCACCAGGGCAAGGCGGGCAUCAAAAUCCUGGAGCCAGAGGAGGGUGGUGAGGUCAGCGUGGUCACGGUGGAUGACAUGGUCACGCUGGCCACCGAAGCACUGGCGGCCACCGCCGUCACGCAGCUCACAGUGGUGCCAGUGGGGGCCGCGGUGACCGCCGAUGAGACGGAAGUACUCAAGGCCGAGAUCAGCAAAGCUGUGAAGCAAGUCCAGGAGGAAGACCCCAACACCCACAUCCUCUAUGCCUGUGACUCCUGUGGGGACAAAUUCCUGGACGCUAACAGCCUCGCCCAGCACGUGCGGAUCCACACGGCCCAGGCACUGGUCAUGUUCCAGACGGACGCGGACUUCUACCAGCAGUACGGGCCGGGUGGCUCGUGGCCGGCCGGGCAGGUGCUGCAGGCCGGGGAGCUGGUCUUCCGCCCUCGGGACGGGGCCGACGGCCAGCCUGCCCUGGCGGAGACGCCCCCCGCAGCCCCUGACUGUCCCCCGCCUGCUGAGUGAGGCGCCCCCUCUUCUGUUUAUUUAAGGAUGGACGGCACCCUAGAUCUGAGAGGGGUGGCCCCGUUCCCUAGAGAGAAUAAAUUUGAUUAUUUUCUAA